UCUUGGCCUGCGGUCGAAAUAAACGUUGUCGACAAUCUCCAGAUCGUCGAGUCGAGAUCGAUCUACCUCUUGGCGAGAGCACGCUGUAAGUUUGACAACCUGCAACGGACGGGAUGAGCGUUCUUGGCAUCGAGCCCAGAGCCAAGGCGAUGCUACUCUUACACACGAUGACGCAGUCCUUAUUUUGCGAGACGAUUUAAGCAUAUUUUCCAAUGCAGAGAAAUGCGCGUUCUGGAGUUUUCUUCUCUUCGAGCAGUAGCAGCUGACGAGCAUUGCUGGCGCGUUCAAGAUUUGGCUGGCCUUCUUACGCCACCACCGGCACUGAUACGGCACACAGUAUUUAGUACCAUCCGCGCCAUUACCUACAGUGCUAGCUCAUUGGCGCCAUGUCCAGACAUUGACGCGGCACAAUUGAGGGAGACUCCCUCGGAACCACAGCACUCUUCGAGGGGAGGACUGGACACCACUGGAGCCGCACAAAGCCCAUCCAGCAUCGCUGCAGCGCGUCGCGAUUUUACCAGUUGGCCAGAAUGGUCCGCCCCUACGUGGCAGAGACGUGGAAUGACGUCUCGACGUGGUAGCCGCUGCAACGGGCACAGGGUACGGCAACGUCGACGACCACAGGCGACAGAACAAUUAGGAGUUGGACGAUGCAGUCAAUAUGCAACAAGGGGCCAUUCCUCAGUUCGUUCAUCGCGUAUGCGCACGCUUGUAACAGCAGGCAACGAUAUAUUGUCCCCAGCCAGUAUGCGUUCGCGUGUGACCGGCCGAUCGUUUCGACCGCACAGUGCAAAGGCACCUAUACUCCCUUCCCCCUGGAUUUUCAGGGUCUUGCUGUAAAUGGGAAUGGUGUGAUGCCCUGCACUGUAUGAGGGGGGCGCGGGCGAGCGCGGCGCAAGUCGCAAACGUCUGCCAUUGGCUCUUCUGAACUGCCUGCGGGGACUGAAGGGGUGUGCUGGGAGAAGGGACCCAGAAGGACACCAACCAGACUGCGCAGUACUUUGCGAGUUUAUGGAGCCUUGAUG
Emericellopsis atlantica is the source of this 1025-nucleotide messenger RNA. RefSeq lists its product as uncharacterized. The transcript has a single exon. NCBI's taxonomy places the organism in Eukaryota, Fungi, Ascomycota, Sordariomycetes, Hypocreales, Bionectriaceae. Bases 223 to 840 code for a protein of 205 amino acids. The record is from RefSeq and is a predicted model, not a curated record.